AAACUCAACGCCAAACGUAAAUAUCGUUUUGUUUUUGAUUUACGCAGUAUCGAGCAGAAGAAAAUCAAUAAUUAACUAAAAUUAACUUUGAUUUGUGUGCUAAACGCCUAAUUUAAUCGGCUCCAACGAUGGCCGCCAGUUCGUCGCGCGUUCCCAUCUCCAUGCUGCUGCAGGACAAAUCGGCCAACGCAGAGGACGAUGAAGAACCGAAGAAAAAAUCCCGUGAAGACUGGCGUAAAGCGAAAGAGCUGGAGGAGGCCCGUAAAGCGGGUACCGCUCCGGCCGCCGUCGACGAGGAAGGUAAGGACAUCAAUCCGCACAUCCCGCAGUACAUCAGUUCUGCCCCGUGGUACUACAACACGGCUGGACCCACGCUGAAACAUCAGCGUCCACAGGAGGAUCGCAAGAAAGAAUUCUCGGGGGUGGAUGAGUGGUACAAGCGGGGUGUGGACACGAGUCGGGUUGUGACGAAGUUUCGCAAAGGGGCGUGUGAAAAUUGUGGCGCCGUUACGCACAAAAAGAAGGACUGCAUGGAAAGGCCCCGCAAGAUUGGGGCCAGAUAUAAUGGGGCCAAAAUUGCCCACGAUGAAUUUGUUCAGCCGAAGAUUAACUCGGAUUAUGAUGGGAAGCGGGAUCGGUGGGCCGGAUAUGAUCCGGCCAAUCAUCGCGAGAUUGUGGAGGAAUAUCAGAAAAUUGAACAGGCGAAGCGCGAGCUUCGCGCUCAGAAGCUGAAGGAGAAUCCGGAUUUGGCGAAUGAGGAUGAUGUGGAGGAUGAUGAGGACAAGUACGUGGAUGAGGUUGACAUGCCGGGAACGAAGGUUGAUUCCAAACAACGUAUUACAGUGCGUAAUCUUCGCAUUCGAGAAGACACUGCUAAAUAUCUGCGCAAUCUAGAUCCCAAUUCGGCGUACUACGAUCCGAAGACUCGUUCCAUGCGUGAUAAUCCAAACCCGCAGUUGAAUCCGGAGGAGACAGACUUUGCUGGGGAAAAUUUCGUACGUUAUUCCGGUGACAUUCAGAAGCACGCCCAAGCUCAGCUGUUUGCUUGGGAGGCGCACGGAAAGGGUGUCGAUGUACACGUGCUGGCUGAGCCAACGAAGUUGGAGCUACUACAGAAGGAGUAUGAGAAAAAGAAAGAUCAGUUCAAGGACGAAAGUAAGAAUACGGUGCUGGAGAAGUACGGGGGAGAAGAGCACCUGCAGGCACCGCCCAAGGCGCUGCUGUUGGCUCAAACCGAACACUACGUUGAGUACAGUCGGUUUGGAAAGAUUAUCAAAGGCGAAGAUAAGCCGAUUAUACGAUCCCGAUAUGAGGAGGACGUUUUGAUGAAUAAUCACACCACGGUUUGGGGGUCCUUCUGGAAGGACGGCGAGUGGGGCUACAAGUGCUGCGAAUCGAACAUCAAAAAUUCGUACUGUGUGGGUGAAAAUGGGAAGGCUACCACCGGUGCGAUUAAAUUGUUGGAUCCGGUUCCAGAAGCUGGUCCUUCGCGUACUGUUGCUGCGGAGCGUUCCGCUAAGCAGCAGCGCAAAGCGGCUGCUGUUAAGGAAGAGAGUAGCGACAGUAGUAGCGGUAGUAGCAGCGAUAGUAGCAGUGACAGUAGUAGCGGAAGCAGUAGCAGUAGCAGUGACAGCAGUAGUAGUGAUUCGUCCUCGUCCGAGUCAGGUUCCGAGGAGGAUAAAAAAUCUAGACAGUCGAAGAAAAAAGUUCGCAAGGAAAAGCGCAAGCAGAAACUGAACGAAAAAAAAUUGGAGGAUAAGGAAAAGAUCAAGGACAAGCUGCAGUUGGCACUGCUGGCGGAGGAACGGCAGCAGCGGCGUGCCGAAGAGCUGCUGAGGAUGGACGAACGGAAGCGACCCUAUAACAGUAUGUUUGAGGUGCGAGCUCCAACCGAGGAAGAGAUGGAAGCCUAUCAGAUGAAGCGUCGCCGUGAUGAGGAUCCGAUGGCAAAGUUUUCCAGAGAGUAGAAAAAUAGUGUCGGAGGAAUACAUAUCUGUAAAUUAAGUUGGUUAAAAAUUAUGAUAAUAAUAAACUUUAAUUGUAAUCAA
Molecule: messenger RNA, 2048 nt
Organism: Wyeomyia smithii (pitcher-plant mosquito)
Lineage: Eukaryota; Metazoa; Arthropoda; Insecta; Diptera; Culicidae
Gene: Slu7
Product: pre-mRNA-splicing factor Slu7
Exons: 2
Coding region: 129-1967 (612 amino acids)
Biological process (GO): mRNA splicing, via spliceosome
Cellular component (GO): spliceosomal complex
Molecular function (GO): pre-mRNA 3'-splice site binding
Source: RefSeq, a predicted model, not a curated record